This is a messenger RNA of Ruditapes philippinarum (Manila clam), 4149 nucleotides long. RefSeq lists its product as uncharacterized. Gene Ontology annotation, molecular function: protein binding; zinc ion binding. NCBI's taxonomy places the organism in Eukaryota, Metazoa, Mollusca, Bivalvia, Venerida, Veneridae. The record is from RefSeq and is a predicted model, not a curated record. Bases 1063 to 2862 code for a protein of 599 amino acids. The transcript is spliced from 2 exons.
GGGCAAGUGAAUCAGUGACAUCAUUUAGAUCAUGGUCCGUGGUAUUUUCUGUCUUAAAUACAACGCUGUUUUUAAUAGACAUAGGUUUUUGUGUCUCUUAAAUAAAAAGUAGGACACAUUGUGAACUCCUAUUUUCGACUUAUCCGCUUACCAUUCUGGCAUGGAUAAGGGUUGAAGAAAAUAUUUUUACAAAGGAUACAAUCACAAAGAAAUAAUAAUGUUAAUGAUUUUGGAUAUGAUGUUAGCCUAAGGUUAGUAUAUUUUGGCUUUUGCUUAAUUUUAAACCUUGUUGCGGACAACCGGUGCAUCUACAUAUAAAUUCUUUCAGUGCUCAUGCUUAACAACGAUGGAGAAAACUUGAAAGUUCGAUGAUGAAAGUCGAAACCACGAUGCUGAAAGUCGAAUAUACGAUAAUGAAAAGUUGAAAGUGCGUCGAAAUAGCAAAACUACGACGGUGAAAAGCCGAAGGUACGGUGAUAAAAAGUCGAAAGUAAUAUGGUUAAAUUUCGAAAUAACGAAACCACUAUUAAAAUCAUAUCGAGUUUUGUUUUUGGUUGAGGGAUCUACAAUUGAAAUGUCGAUGUCAUUCAUUAUUUAAACAGAUCACCAAAAUAUGAAAGAGUCACCGUUUAGUAGUGGUUGGAUGCGCUUAAAAGGAAAGAUCCGUCACAAACAUAAAAUAUACGUAUCAAAGUAAUACGAAAGAAGAAAUAAAAAAAAAAACCGAACGCACUGGCCAUUCGUUAAACAUAGAGUAUAACAGUGUAAUUAACAGAUGAACAAGGGCAAAUCUGCAUGGGUUGAGACUACUUUUACAUUUUAAUCAGAUUAUUAAGAGAUAGUGGAGAUUUGUUUAUUUGCACAAAGAUAUAACUCAGUAUACAUGUAUCUCAUAACAACAUAUCUAUAGGGACAUUAACAUUCGUUUGAAACAUGUAAACGGUUCAAAUUUCGAUUGGAUUACAAUAAAAGUUUCACAAAUGACAAAAUGGCGAUGAAGGGCAAGUGUGUAGCAGACGGUAUCUAAAUAAAGGAAAAAGAAAGUUUGAGAACGGACCAACAAUGGAAGUUCCUGGUAAACAAAAACCAAAAAAGACAUUUUCUGUUUCACGGGGCUCUGCUGAGGACUUUUUAUUGUUCUGUAUCCCUUGUGAUAGAGAUGGUGCCCGGGUACCAGCAAAAGGUUAUUGUUCAACCUGCAAAGAACAUCUUUGUGACACUUGUUACAAGCACCACAAGAAACAAACUCCAUCACGUCAUCAUAUUCUUCUAGAUCAAGACUCUAUGCCAACUACACCAAGUGUUCCAAUCGUAAAAGACGAAUUUGAUAGUUGUGAUGAUCAUGAAGACGAAAAACUGAAAUUUUACUGCAAAGUUCAUGACAUCGUUGUUUGCAGUGUUUGUGUAACGCUGAAUCACAGGUUAUGUAAUGUGGAAUACAUACCGAAACUCUCGAAGCAUAUUCUAGACAGUGGAGAACUUAAUGAAAUAAUGGCAGAAAUAAAAGCACUGGAGGAUAGUUAUAAAUCACAUAUAAAGAGAGUAAAAGAUGAGAUGAACGCUAUUUCUCAAAACCACGAUGGCGUAAUAAAGGCGAUUCAUCAUUUCAGAAAAGAAAUAAAUACACGUCUAGAAGAAAUGGAAAAAUAUGUUGUCAAAGAAGCUGACAACAUACUUCUUAAACAACAAACGAAACUUAAUGAUUUAUCAACAGGUGUACAUGAAAUCACAGAUAAACUGACUGUAAAACGUAACCAGCUUGAUAACCUGAUUGAGAGAAAAUGCCUUGAUAAGCUGUUUGUUGAAAUGAAAGAAACAAAGAAACGAGUUGAAGAAAUGAGGAUGAAGCAAAAACAAUAUAGUCGAGUAGAUGUUUUCCAAACUGUAUCAUUUGUCAAAAACAGUGAUAUUGUCGAUAUGUUAGAAAGACACAAUCAACUUGGAAAACUUGUUACAAAGAAAGCAUCCAUGGGUGAAAAUGUUCCAGUGAUGAAACCUACAUCAACACCGUCUGAGGAUAAGACACUAAAUCUUGAGGUUUUUGAAGAUAUAGAUUUGAAUUCUUCAUCGGGAGAAUCAAAAUGUAACAUAACCGGGAUAGAAGUUAUUAAGCCCGACAAGAUAGUUAUUUGUGAUAGGAGCAACAAUACAAAUGUAAAAUUUUAUGAUACAGUUCAGAAAAAAAUCGUUUCAGAGAUAAAACUAGAUAAUUCACCGUUUGAUGUUGCAGCUAUAACGGAUGAUAAGUUUGUCGUUACUGUACCUAACGAAGGAAGUAUUCAUUUCAUGUCGCUAAGAAAUCAACACAUAGUUUCUGAACGUAAGGUAAAUAUCAACGAGAGAUGUUAUGGUAUUGCUUACAGCCAAGAUAAGCUUGUUGUGUCAUGUAAUUAUGAUCCAGGAAAAGUUUUAGUUCUUGACCUACAAGGUAAAAUAUUGCAAAGUUUUUGUGGAGAUAAUAGUCUGUUCUGUUUACCCCAGUAUGUCACCGUGAAUACAGCGGGAACGUCUAUAUAUGUUAGUGACUGUGGUUCUACUGUGAAUGCUGUAAAACAACUAGACUGGCAGGGGAACGUUUUAAAUACCUAUCAACCAGCACAGGGAGCUCCUACACGAGGUAUUUGUAUAUUAGAUCAUGGUACAUUUCUUGUUUGUUUGGAUCAAGAUAGUGACGAUAAUUUGCAGAGAGUAUCAGACAGCUGUAAGCAGUGUAAGAUAACGAUCAUUGGGAAACUUGGUAAAUGGUACCCGGAAGCAGUGGCAUACUGUAAGAAAUCGAGAAGACUUUAUGUGUCUUAUUCUGAAACAGGGCGUCUUAGAUCAAAACAUCGAAUAAAAAUCUUUAAGGUUGACUGGUGUUAAGUUACAUCAUGAUGAAAAGUAUACAUUUAGUUUGAACUUUUACACGUUUCACUGUAACAGUUGAAAGUUUGAUAGAGUUAUUGUUCAAAAUGAUAUUUAUAUGAUAUUUAUGUGAUUAUGUCUAUUGAAAUCAAAAUGGUGGGCUCGAAAAUAUUCUGUCAAUAUUUUUAGUUAAUUAUGUAUAACUAAGAAUAAUAGGUAAAUGUUUUUUACUGAAAUGUAGGUUUUAAGAUAAAUAUUUUAACCGGACUAAGACUGUGAUCUCACAUUGUUAUCAAUUUUUCAAAAGUAAAUACUAUUUUAUAGUUUAAAUAGUCCUAGAUAAAUUUUAUUCGACAGUAUAAAAACAAAUUUAUAAUAAAACAGUCUUAGUAAAUUUUAUUUGGCAGGAUAUGGUUUUAAAAAUGUCAUUAAUUGACUUAUAUAAGUUUUAAUGUUCAUAUUUAUUACAUAUUGGACAAAUAUAUGUUGCUUCUGUAUAAAACAUCCAUUGUUUAAGCCAAUAUAUUAUGUUAAAGAAAACAAAUCGUUGAUAUACUGAAGUUAGUAAUAUUUUGAUAUUGUAAAGUAUCAAGUGUAAAAAAUGACAUACUUUUCAAGGUUAAAUGAUUUAUAAUGGUCAAUUUUUCUUCUUACCAUUUGCAUUUAAACAUUUUAGUAUCGUUUUAUUCAUUGUACCACAAUGUAACUUUCUGUAGGAAAAACAUGCAAUAGUUUGAAUAUAUUGAGGUCAUAUUUUUUUAAAAUACAACUGAUAAUUGUGUAGCUAGGGGGGAAAACUCCUCAGUGCAUAGAACAGUAACUGCUGUGAUAUGGUCUGUGGAGUUGUCUCCCUUAAAGGUAAAAAUAAAUAACCUUCUGUAGGAAAAACAUGCAAUAAGGUCAUAUUUUUUAAAAAACAACUGAUAAUUGUGUAGCUAGGGGGGGGGGGGGAACUCCUCAGUGCAUAAAAAGUAACUGCUGUGAUAUGGUCUGUGGAGUUGUCUCCCUUAGAAGUAAAAGUAAUUCUUAAUUCUUUUAGAAUGGCUUUUCAUGUAUUUUAUGUGUGUGUUUUACGUUUUAUAUGUAAUUUUAUGUAUACAUGUAAAGAUGAGACUGAAAUAAAGAAAUUAUAUAUUUUUUUAGGAAUGAUUUCAGUACAUACUAAGUCUUUAAUAAAUUGUUAAAGACGGUCUGUUAAUUAUGUUUGCCAAUCGAAUAGAAUUUUUAUUUAUGGCACGUCCAUUUAGUGAUUGAUUUAAAUUCCGGAAGAGUUAUGUUGAAUAUAAUAAAUAAUUUCCCACUUCA